Molecule: messenger RNA, 462 nt
Organism: Symsagittifera roscoffensis
Lineage: Eukaryota; Metazoa; Xenacoelomorpha; Acoela; Convolutidae
Exons: 1
Coding region: 1-462 (153 amino acids)
Source: RefSeq, a predicted model, not a curated record
AUGGGGUUGGAUAAGGCGAUAGUGAUGUUGAUGGUGAUGAUUAUGGUGGUGGUGGUGGUGAUGGUGAUGAUGUUGGUGAUGGUGAUAGUUAUAGUGGUAGUGAUGAUGAUGUUGCUGGAUAAGGUGGUAGUGAUAGUGAUGAUGAUGGUAGCGGUGUUGGUUAGGAAGAUAGUGAUGGUGAUGUUUAUGUUGACAGUGAUCGUGAUGGUGUUGGAUAGGGUGAUUGAGAUGGUGAUGGUGAUGGUGAUGGUUAUGGUGAUGAUGAUGGUGAUGGUGAUCGUGAUGGUGAUGUUGAUGGUGAUGGUGAUGGUGCUGGACAAGGUGAUAGUGAUGGUGAUGGUAAUGAUUAUGGUGGUGGUGAUGGUGAUAAUAUCGGUGAUGGUGAUGGUGAUGGUAAUGGUGAUGGCGAUGGUGUUGGUGAUGGUUUUGGAUAAGAAGAUCUUGAUGGUGAUGGUGAUGUGA